Molecule: messenger RNA, 1154 nt
Organism: Cuscuta campestris
Lineage: Eukaryota; Viridiplantae; Streptophyta; Magnoliopsida; Solanales; Convolvulaceae
Source: the annotation of a GenBank genome assembly
AAAUAAAGAAGAAAUUUAAGAAAACAAAAGCACAAAUAAUUGUGAUAAAUGCAACCAUAACUACAUGCACCUACCCACUUGGCAAUACAUACAUGAUAUGAUGAUUUUGAACUAUAAAAUGCCCAUGCACCCUACCCCUCCAUAUAUCUCUCUCCAAUAAUCGUUACUUAAUUACACUAGCAUAUAUAGCUAUGAUGGCUCUUCGUAAUUUCAUUACCAUUAUGCUUGCGAGUGCUAUUUUCUUACUAACUAUUUCUAUUGCUCAUGCCUCCGAUCCCAGCCCUUUGCAAGACAUAUGUGUUGCAAUCAACGGUGCCAAUGAGACUGUGUUCGUGAAUGGAAAAAUAUGCAAGAACCCUGUGGAUGUCGUAGCCGAAGAUUUCCUCUUUCAGGGCCUCAACGUCCCCGGGAACACGUCGAAUCAACUUGGAUCGGCGGUGACCGCCGUGAACGUGAAUAAUCUGCCCGGACUUAACACCCUCGGUACAUCGUUCGCACGUUUGGACUUUGCGCCCAACGGAAUCAAUCCUCCCCACACCCACCCGAGAGCAACUGAAGUCUUCUCUCUAUUGGAAGGCACGCUCUACGUUGGGUUUGUGCUCUCCAACCCCCCGCCCGGGAUGCAAAACAGGCUAAUCACCCGAACUCUCGUAGCGGGGGACGUGUUCGUGUUCCCCCAAGGCCUCAUUCAUUUUCAGUUCAACAUUGGGAACACGAGCGCUCUAGCUUUCGCAGGCUUCAGUAGCCAAAAUCCCGGAGUUAUUACUAUCGCCAACACGGUCUUUGGUUCAAACCCGCCCAUCAAUCCCAAUGUUCUUGCUAGAGCUUUUCAUCUGAGCGGGAAUCUGGUCCGAAAUCUGCAAUCACAAUUCUGGGUCAAUAACAAUAGCUAGAUAUUUGUAAAACAUCAAGCUUAUCUAAUAUGGAUUACAUGUAUAAUAAUACAAUAUAUACUACGUGCGUAAAUACUCAAACUGCUGGGGCUCUUGGAAUAUACAAUAAAAUGCCCUACCACACAACAUAGCUCAUGCAUGGUUGAAAGGAUUGUAAUGAAAUAAAGUACUCUCGGAUCAAACAAUGUAGUUUGGCUUCUGAAACGACAACCCUCUCCCUCCAUCUUCUUCGACUUAUAAACGUGGCAGCUAGUACCCAGA